AUGCCGGUCCAGAGCUCUGCAAAAGUUGUUGGAAGUGCAGCUGCGGCCUCCGACUACUUGCAGUAUGGCGUGGCCCUGAGGCCGGAGAAGCGGCCGUUCUCCCCGCCCGGGUCUGACUGGACACUCAUGAGGUACACAGAGCCCCGUAAUCCCCCCACCACCACCACAAAGGCUCUACCUUGCCAGAACUCCUGGACGCACACAGUACACGCGGUUCCUCCAAAAGGGCCGCAGGUAAAUCUGCUGCUAAGCGGGAAACACAGGCAUUAG
This is a messenger RNA of Pelobates cultripes (western spadefoot toad), 270 nucleotides long. NCBI's taxonomy places the organism in Eukaryota, Metazoa, Chordata, Amphibia, Anura, Pelobatidae. The record is from the annotation of a GenBank genome assembly.